GCCCUAAAUAUUUCCCCCAUUGGGAGAUGGGGUUGGAGAUGUCUAAUCAAUGAUUCCUAUAAAUCAUGGCUAUACUAGUCUCUGUGCCUUCUUUUUUCUCAUUUCUCAGUUCCUUUAGUUAGUCAAUGCCUUAUUUGCCUCUCUCGCUCCCCAAAGUAAUUCAAUCUUCAACCUUUUUGUCUAAGAAGGCCUAAUAACUAAGUUGAGAAUCAAUCUUGAAAACAAAAGAAAUUGCAGAAAGAAUAUGUCAUCUGUUCCUACUGAUAUUCGUGAUUCUGUACUUGCUCUCCAAGGGAUUGAAAAUGAGCAUGACUUGAUAGCUUCCCAAAAGGAUCGGAUAAAGGCCAUUAAAACAGAACUAUGGUUUCUGAAAACAUUUCUUGACUGGAAGGGAAAGCAGAAUCGGAAGAAGCUUAUGGCCCUGCAAAAACAUGUCAAACCAUUGAUGAAAAGUGUUGGAGAUGAUCUGCGUGACCUCUUUAAGAGCAUAUGGUGUAGAAAAGACGAGCCUGAUCAACUUGACACCAUCACCACUGAUGUGCUAAAAAAGAUUCGGCUUUCCAAGCCAGAUAUUAGAGUUUAUUAUUCUUAUCCAGAAAUUCCAGGUGCUAGUUCUCUGACCCACGAACUUGUAGUGGAAUUCAUAAACAAUGUUGUACGGAAUCUUAGGGAUCUGCUGAUUGCUCGACUUGGGGAGCUGCUUGCUAUGCCUGAUGAUUCAGAUAACAUAUAUUUUCAAGUCAAGGAUCAAAUGAAAGUGUUAGUAAAGGAGUUGACAGUACUCAAGAAGUUUGUUUGUUUUCUGGGAACAAUAUAUAGCCCAGAACUCGAAAGCUGCUGGAAAGCUUUCCUCUCUCAUGCUGAAGUUGUGGCAACCAAUGCUGCAACUGUUUGCUUCUUCUAUUUGCCUGAUUCCGACGAGGACAAAUCUGUGGCUCUUAGAAUUGCUAAUUCGCUUAUUGAUUGCUGCAGAAAAGGAUUGAGCCUAUUGAGCCACAGAUUCGCAACAUCUACGCUGAUGUCAAGAUUAUCAGGCAGUCCUCCCAUGUCCUCUACAACACUUUUAACUUUGGAUAAGGACCAAACUGAAACCCUUCCGGAUCAGCUUAAGUCAUCGAGAAUUAUUCUCAAUGAGUUGUCAUUGAUUAACAGCAUUCAGGAUGAGAUGAGGAACCGUUUCUUCACACGGCUUGAGAAUGUGGCUGUUGAUGCUGGACUUGUCAUUUAUUCAUUGUAUGACAGCAGCAAAGACAAGGAACAUCAGAAGCAAGAACUGAUUGUUUUAGCUGAUACAGUUCAGCUUGUCAAGACACAAGUUAACCGUGAUAUCCGGGAGUGGGUACAAUCCCAUUUGCCUAAAAAUGAUUCAUUAGGCUCUAUCAAUUUCCUUAUGGAGAGCUUAAAGGGACUCAUUUGUUGCCCUGCUGAUUCACUUACUUCGGUGAAGAACCAACUCGAACUGGUCCAUGAGGAGCUUGAAUUUCUCCAACCUUUACUCAAGGGUGCAGCAGAACCAAGCAAUAAUAAGUAUGAUGAAAUUCAAGAUAUAGCUGCAAGAGUCAUUGAUAAUGCACAUGAGUUAGAGGAUACAAUAGAUUCUUUGAAAGUUAGAGAUAUUCCUCUUUCGUAUUUUAAAAUAUGGCUCUCGGUGAUGACAGAAGAGAUUAAGAUUGUUAAGACAGAGUUGCCUAAGUCCGAGAAGAAGGAAAUAACAAUUGUUUCCCCUGCUACCAAUGACGAAGAACCUGUGGGCUUCUUGGAUGUGAAGGAAACCAUAAGAGGCCAACUAGUUGGAGGACCACACCAGCUAGAAGUUAUCUCCAUAGUUGGUAUGCCUGAAUUAGGAAAAACGACCUUGGCCAGAAGUUUUAUGAAUGAUCAGUCAAUUGUCUCCCAUUUCAAUUUCCAAGGUGAGUGUCGUGUUUCUCAGGUAUACACGCGUAAAGACUUGCUACUUUCCAUCUUGAGUGAUGCUACUCAUGAGCCUAUUGAUCUAAGUAAAGAAGGUGAAAGUGAAUUAGCUGCUAGACUAAAACAAACAUUAAUGAGAAGAAGAUAUCUUCUUAUUAUUGACAAUGUGUGGGAGAAAGAUGCAUGGGAUGAUCUAAGAUUAUGCUUUCCUGAUGAUGAUAACGGCAGUAGAAUCAUUCUGACCACCAGACUGUGGGAAGUUGCUCUUUACGCCAAACGUUCCACUGAUCCCCAUGAUCUACGUUUGUUUAAUAAUGACGAAAGUUGGUCCUUAUUACAAAGAAAGGUGUUUGGGGAAGAAAAGUGCCCUGAAGAGCUAAAGCAAGUUGGGCAAGAAAUAGCAAAAAAGUGUAAAGGGCUACCUCUUUCGGUUGUUUUAGUGGCUGGUCUCCUCUCAAGGAUGGAUAAGGAAGAAAAAUGUUGGAAGCAAUUGGAAGUAAGUUUAGGUGCACAAAUCCAGGGUGGCACAAAGGAUUUAGUACAACUAAGUUACUACAAUUUACCUUAUAAACUGAAAUCAUGCCUUUUAUAUUUCAGAGUAUUUUUAGAGGAUAGCGAAAUUUUAGUCUCAAAACUAACAAGGUUAUGGAUUGCCGAGGAUUUCAUUGAAGAUGAUGACGACAAGGAUUUGGAGGACAUUGCAGAAGAUUACUUCGAGGAUCUUAUCAGAAGAAACUUGGUCAUUGUUACUAAGAAGAGAUCCAUUGGAAAGAUCAAGGCAUGUCGUGUACAUGACCUAGUGCUCGACUUCUGUAAGGAGAAGGCUGUGGAAGAAAACUUCCUUUUGUGGCUAAAAAGAGAUUAUGAUGAUGAUCCUCCACGCUUUUACUCUAAAAAGGCUAAGCAACAAGGCUUAUCAUCUAACUCUGAUCGGGAUAGGAUAGCUAGGUGGAGCGCAUCAUGCUCUUAUGCUCGGUCGAUUUUAUUCAGGGAGGUCGGUGAGAAUAGAUUUUCUGUCAUGAAAAAUGCAUCAGACGUAUUUGGUAGCUUCAAGUUUCUUAGGGUAUUGGAUUUGGAGUUUGUUAUUGUGCAUUCUUUCCCUACAGAACUUAGAAAUCUAAGGUACUUUGCUGUUCGAACUGCUAAGAAUUCUAUCCCAUCAUCUAUAAACAAUCUUCGGAAUCUAGAAACAUUUCAAGUCAAAGGAAUGAAGGAAGCAGGUGUCACUGCCAGAAACUUUCUGGAAGUUGGAUCAGUUGAGACAUGUACACAUUGAUAUAGCUAUGUUUGAAAAUGCAAUGAAAUUCCUUGACAAGGGCCCCUCAAAAUUGGAAAAUUUGGCAACACUUUCCUCGCCAUAUUUUUCAAGUGCAGAAGAUAUGGAGAGGAUAGUGAGCAAAACACCCAAUCUUCAAAAGUUAAGAUGUAUAUUUGACAAAUCAUGGGGUCGCGGAAAGAACGGAAGUCGAUUCCCAGUCUUAGACUCUUUAACACAACUUGAAACACUAAAGGUGCUCUUCUUCAGUAUUCCGAAAAUGAUUCCGAGUGGAUUAAACUUCCCAUUGAGUCUUAAGAAGUUGUCAUUGUGCAAUUUUCCUCUGGAACUUGCUGGAAUUUUGACCAUUGCACAACUUCCCACCCUUUAUGUACUUAAACUGCAACAAGUUGAUUUUGAAAGGAAUGAAUGGGAAGUGAGAGAUGAUGAGUUCCCUCAGCUCAAAUUCUUGAAACUUGAAAAUCUCAAUCUCUCGAAAUGGAGAGCAUCUGAUGAAGCCUUUUCUCGCCUGGAGCGGUUGGUUUUGCAUAGAUGUUCAUAUCUUCGCGAAAUCCCUUCUCGAUUUGGCGACAUGGAUUAUUUACAACACAUUGAGGUAAAGUCAUGCAACCAAUCUGCUGUCGACUCAGCCAUGGAAAUCAGAGAAACACAAGUUGAAAUGUUGCAGAGAUGUGGUUUCAAAGUUUUUAUCCAGCAGUAGACUGGAUGAAGACUUAUACAACACACUACCCUCCCCGGACCCCACUUAUGGGAUUACACUGGGUUUUUUGUUGUUGUUGUUGUUGUAUCCAGCAAUAGAAUAAUGAAUGUGUCUGCAAGCUUGCAACCUUCGAUUCGUUUCCAGUCCGACUCACAGGUCAAAUGUCGAAAGGUGUGUGUUAGACACACUCUAGAAAUGUUAUGUGCAAAGGGUUGUCCGUGGAGGAAAGAUGUGUCACAUGGAUUUGGUCUCAAGUUCUUCAACUGUGCAAGUGCAAAGUGAUGUGUGUGAUCAAGUGCAAGGUGCUGAGGGUGUUGAAGAUGAACUGAGACAGGCUUUUCAAGAAGAGAGAUUAUAGAAAAAAAGAGUCAUGCAGUCAAACCUUUUUAUAACCGCCUCGUUUGUUCCGAAUAUUUUUGGAUGUUAUAACGAAGUGCUGUUAUAGAGAACAUAUAUUAUAACAUAACAUGAAAAUGGGUUACGGAAAAACUUAGCUUUUAUAGUAAAGUAUUGUUAUAUAGGGAUACUGUUAUAGAAAGAUGUGACUGUAGUUUGUGACGCAUUAAUAAAAAUGUCUAGGUAAUGU
Messenger RNA from Nicotiana tabacum (common tobacco), 4473 nucleotides. The record is from RefSeq and is a predicted model, not a curated record. NCBI's taxonomy places the organism in Eukaryota, Viridiplantae, Streptophyta, Magnoliopsida, Solanales, Solanaceae.